Molecule: messenger RNA, 2004 nt
Organism: Cephus cinctus (wheat stem sawfly)
Lineage: Eukaryota; Metazoa; Arthropoda; Insecta; Hymenoptera; Cephidae
Product: translocon-associated protein subunit alpha
Exons: 5
Coding region: 209-1054 (281 amino acids)
Cellular component (GO): endoplasmic reticulum; endoplasmic reticulum membrane
Source: RefSeq, a predicted model, not a curated record
AUCUCAUAGUUUGUGCCUCCUCAUGUUCCACGUUGUCGAAUUGACGAUUGUGGUGUCGUUCUUCCACGUAGCAAGCAGGUAUCAACGAGUUGCCACGGUAUGCGAAAGCUUCUGGCAGAGUUCGUGACGGAUACCAAGUGAACAGAUGUGUGUUUGAGCCCGUAGUGACUCGCUGGAGUGAAGAAAACGCAAGGAAACUGAAUUAACAAUGAAGAACUUAGGAAUUUUUCUGCUACUCGUCGUCCCGGCGAUUAUUCUCACUUUUGAUUUCGGAAAGACUGUGGCGUACGCACAAGAAGAUGAAAUUAUUGAUGACACGGUUGAUGUUGAAAGUGAAGAAGGUACUGUUAUUACUGAAGAUGACAUAGAAGAAGAAGCAAGUACAGCAUCACCAGAUGCUGAUACAGUCAUAUUAUUUACUAAACCUAGCUUCACUACAGCCAGUAGUCAUGAAUUCCCAGCUGGAAAUCUUGUCGAAUUUCUUGUUGGUUUUACUAACAAAGGAGAAACUGAUUUCAUUCUUGAAACUCUUGAUGCCUCCUUCCGCUAUCCAAUGGACUUCAACUUGUAUAUCCAAAACUUCUCAACAAUUGCAUACAACAAAGUUGUCAAACCAGAUCACGAAGCAACUUUAUCUUACUCUUUCAUCCCUUCUGAAACUGUUGCUGGGCGACCUUUCGGUCUGAGCAUCAAUCUCAAUUACAGAGAUGCCAAUGGUCUUCAAUUUAGUGAAGCAGUCUACAACGAAACUGUGCAAGUCAUAGAACUGGAUGAGGGUCUCGAUGGUGAGACUGUAUUCCUCUACAUUUUCCUGGCUGCAUGUGUCGUUCUCACUCUUGUUGGUGGUCAGCAAUUACUUACUUCCCUGGGACGUAAAUCUCGCUCUUCCUCUUCACGUAAAACUACCGUGGAAAUGGGCACCUCCAAUCCUAACAAUGUUGAUUAUGAUUGGUUACCAAAGGACACUCUAAACAGACUCAACAAGUCCCCGAGAACUCCAAAACAGAGUCCAAGACAAAGGAAAACGAAACGAGCAGCAGGCUCUGAUGACUGAAGUGUGUUUAUAUGUAUUAUUUAUAUGAAAAUUGUAUGAAACUGAAGAGCCAAUGAAUGAUAGGAACUAAUAAUGGUCAACAUAUGGUUGCACGAUAAUUUUUUUAAAUUACAUUUACUAUUAUAAUGCCUCAAAAAAGAAGUAAAUUCAUAUUAUACUUGGACUCGAAGAGGAUACAUUUUCAGGGUGCAAAAACUUUUAUCUGUACGUUAAUCGACAAACAAUAUGAUGUACUAUCAACAUAAUUUAUCUCAUAAUAUUUAAGAACGAGACAAAAAAUAAGAACAAUGGACCUUUUCUACGUAAACAUGAAAUUUUGCGAUGUACAGAUGGCGCGAGUAAAAAAUUAUUUUUACUUAAUUAGGUCCAUAUUAAAAAUUUACUCUAAACGUCAAAAUUGCUCUACUAUUUCUAUUGACUGAUAAUGGAAUGUUAUUUCUGAUUAAAAGACGUAGUACUAAAAAAGGGUAUAUUUGACGGUAAAUAUAAUUUUUAAAUAUGGGCCUUAAUAUUUCGGACACUACUUGUGGCGCGUGUGACUUGUGAUUUGUUUUUCUUUUCUUUGUUUACGUAACUUUAAAAUAGAAGCAACAAUGCAGUAUCGGUUAAACGUCAAAGAAUAAAAUUUAAUAUUUUCUUUUGGUUUCGACAUUCAUAUAUUUAGUUGUUGUUCUUGUGACAUUUAUGUAUAAGAAAAAUUAAGAAAUUCUCUCAGCGCACUAUGAUUUUUGUUACUUAAGGUUUUUUUCUUUUUCUUUUUUUUUUCUUACUGCCACGUGCUGUGUGAAUAUUUACGUACCAUGAAAUUGUAAUGAAAAGCGCAUAGAUUAAUGUAGGCCAAAUGUAGGGAAUAUUUGUACUGGCAUUUUCAAGCAGUUUUUGAAAUUAAUUUACAUAUUUGGUAUAUGUCGGAACUCUCAUAAAGUACAAGAGACAUUUUGUUCAUCCAA